AUGGCGUCGUCGUCUCUCAUGUAUGUCUCUCCUCCAGAGUCUAUCCUGUGGGAGAAACGUUCGAAGGCGAUUCUUGAUAAUAUAAAGAAUUUUGAAGCUGAUUUCAUCUGUCUACAAGAAGUAGACGAGUACCAUAGUUUUUUCGAUAGAAACAUGGAAGCUCAAGGAUACUCUGGAAUUCCUAUUGAAAAUAAAGAAGGCUAUGAAUGCGCAAUCUUUUUCAAGCCCAAAUUUGCAGAGUUCAUUACAUACCAAACAACCAGAAUCCAAGGAUACACCAAAUAUGAAAACCUUUGCGUGGCGCCGAGUAGUAGUACCGUAAGUAGUGAGUCUAGUGACGUUGUUAACGCUGAAGAGCUUUCUGUGGUAAUGGUAGCGUUCAAGAUUUUAAAACCAUUUAAUCAUGUCGUUAUUAUUGCAAGCUCUCAUUUAAAAUCCGGGAAACCUGAUCGAUGGGAUGAUUUAAAGCUAGCUCAAGUCAAGACUCUAAUGACUGAAUUAGCCUCGUUCAAGGAGAUUAUAUCAGCGCUAACAAAUUGCAGUCCAUCGGUGAUCCUUGCUGGUGACUUCAAUUCGAAACCCUACGUGCAUAAAUACAUAAAUUCAGACAAUAUACCGUCUGAUAUUGAUCUACGAAGUGUGUAUGAAUUUACGAAAGGAGAGCCAAGGUUCACAAAUAAUGUGCCAGGGUUUGCUGAAACACUCGAUUACAUGUUCUACACGCAUUCUGAAAUUAUUUCUCCUGUGAAGCUCCUGGAUUCGCCGGACGAAGUCGAUUUCUUACCCAAUGAAAUUCAUCCGAGUGAUCAUUUACCCAUCGGCGUUGAGUUUGAGAUCAACCGAAACAUAUAG
Messenger RNA from Arabidopsis thaliana (thale cress), 852 nucleotides. Its product is annotated as DNAse I-like superfamily protein. The transcript has 6 exons. Lineage: Eukaryota; Viridiplantae; Streptophyta; Magnoliopsida; Brassicales; Brassicaceae. The record is from RefSeq and is marked reviewed. Gene Ontology annotation, molecular function: catalytic activity. The coding region runs from base 1 to 852 and encodes 283 amino acids.